Messenger RNA from Gymnodraco acuticeps, 732 nucleotides. RefSeq names its product 60S ribosomal protein L3-like. Gene Ontology annotation, biological process: translation; ribosomal large subunit assembly. The record is from RefSeq and is a predicted model, not a curated record. NCBI's taxonomy places the organism in Eukaryota, Metazoa, Chordata, Actinopteri, Perciformes, Bathydraconidae. Gene Ontology annotation, cellular component: cytosolic large ribosomal subunit; ribosome. The annotation marks the transcript as partial. The transcript is spliced from 6 exons. Gene Ontology annotation, molecular function: structural constituent of ribosome; RNA binding.
CUCUUUCAAUCGGAGUGGACACAAGAUGGUGGGGCUAAGCCAUUUCUUGGUUUGGCUGUAUCCUACCCCAGCCAUACCCUGGCGCCGCCACUGAUCAUGGUUAAAGGCUGUGUUGUGGGAGUCAAGAAGAGGGUGCUGACUCAGCGCAAGUCUCUGCUUGUGCAGACCAACCGUCGUGCCAUGGAGAAGAUCGACCUGAAGUUCAUCUACACCACUUCCAAGUUUGGCCGCUUCCAGAGCGUGAAGGAGAAGAAGGCGUUAGUGUCUCACCGUAAAUGUUCGGCUCCCCGCCACGUGUCCCUGGGCUUCUUGCCCCGCAAGAGGAGUCGUCAUCGUGGUAAGGCGAAGAGCUUCCCCGAGGAUGACCCCACCAAGCCCGUGCACCUGACCGCCUUCCUGGGCUACAAGGCCGGCAUGACCCACAUCGUCCGCGAGGUCGACCGACCUGGCUCAAAGGUGAACAAGAAGGAAGUGGUUGAGGCUGUGACCAUUCUUGAGACCCCUCCCUUGAUUAUUGUUGGUUACAUCAGCACACCCCUUGGCCUGCGUUCCUUCAAGACUAUCUUCGCUGAGCACCUCAGUGAAGAGUGCAAGCGUCGAUUCUACAGGAACUGGACUGGAGGACGCUCCUCCUCCGCCGCUGUCUUCAAACUCCUGCCUUGCGAUUUCGUACUGCUUCUUCGCCUCCACUGCCUUUAUGUCCCACUCCUCCUUGGGUUGGCUGGCAUUGAG